This is a messenger RNA of Ruditapes philippinarum (Manila clam), 984 nucleotides long. RefSeq lists its product as uncharacterized. The transcript is spliced from 7 exons. The record is from RefSeq and is a predicted model, not a curated record. NCBI's taxonomy places the organism in Eukaryota, Metazoa, Mollusca, Bivalvia, Venerida, Veneridae. Bases 1 to 984 code for a protein of 327 amino acids.
AUGUCAUACUCAAUUAGAUUAAUUGUUUAUAUUAUAGAUAUAGCAAGCGGGGAAAGUACUAAAACGUUCAGACAAGCAACAUGUAAACAGACAAAAGAGGGAGUGCAAUGCGAUGACAUUACUCAAAAUAACGUGCCUGAGACAAGUGAUUGGCCACCAGGUGUGUACUCAAUACCAAUGCCAAUUACCGGAUGCCCUGAAUCAGACAAUAAAGGCUGGGAUGUUGGCUUUAUUUCUGUGAAAUGGAAGUCUCUCCGUACACCUUAUUCGGUGACAUUCAAUGUCUCUGAUUUAGAUCAAAGUGACAACGUAACAGACUCAAAGCGAAUAACCGACGAAGAAUGGCCUAAAUUGGAAACCUAUUUAUUUGGACCGUUCAGGGACUACAAUUUCAGAUUGAAUUUCUGUACGAAACAAAGAAAGUCCGAUUCUAUCGAUAUCGGCAAAUGGCCUGAUGGGAAUUACAGUAUUUAUGGGGAUAUCGCAGGUUGUCCUGCAGGAUUUACAAACAAGACGAUGACAUUACAUUUAGGCAAUAUUGAAUAUUGGACAAGUGGUGGCUAUAUUCCGGAGUUUACAGUGGAAACAUUUCUUGAUUCGGUUACGCUACGCUUAACACUGUGCUCUCGAGAUAGCUUAUCAACUGAUACAACAGAUUCUGCAGAAACUGUUACCAUGGCAAAUAAUGCUUUCUUGCUUAUAAAGGAGAGUUAUUCGUCAUGUCCGAGAUUUAGUAGUUUUACCUUGACCGAGGAGAGCGUGUACCUAGAUGGCUUUCCUGACAAUCAUACAGACUUUACACUUGUCCAAUCACAUUGCUUCUACAUGCCAAAGAUAUGGAGUACAGGAACUUAUAAAGAACAACUGUCAGACCGUUUUGAGAGUUAUGGUGGGCACAUAUUAACAUUUUUAUUGAAACAUAUUUUAUUCGUCAUAUACAAUACCAACUUUUACAUGACAUUUACAAUCAAUACAAAGAAUUAG